Molecule: messenger RNA, 574 nt
Organism: Sinocyclocheilus grahami
Lineage: Eukaryota; Metazoa; Chordata; Actinopteri; Cypriniformes; Cyprinidae
Product: microfibril-associated glycoprotein 4-like
Exons: 4
Coding region: 47-574 (175 amino acids)
Biological process (GO): blood coagulation
Source: RefSeq, a predicted model, not a curated record
GAUAAAACAGAUCUCUGCUGUGAUCUACUGAGGAGAGAUUGAGAAGAUGGCAAUGUUGGUGUUUCUGGCAGCUAUUCUUUCUGUUGUUCUGGUGAGCGGAUGCAGUCAGGAUAAAGACAUGCCAGUCGACUGUUCUGACCUUUAUAAAUCAGGACAAACAGUCAGUGGGAUUUACUCCAUCUAUCCAGCAGGUGACUUUCCUGUCUGGGUUUUCUGUGAGAUGAUCUCAGAUGGGAAAGAUGAAGACAAAGGAGGAUGGACGGUGAUUCAGAGGAGAAUGGACGGCAGUGUGAAUUUCUAUCGGCCGUGGAAUCAUUACAAGAGAGGAUUUGGGAUUGUGGAGGGUGAAUACUGGCUGGGUAAGAUCUCACAGUGUGUGUGUGUUUGUGUGUUCAUGUCCAGUGUUUGGUUGAACGUGUUCUUCAUCUGUGUGUUUGUGUGGAUGUUCAUGUCCAGUGUUUGGUUGAACGUGUUCUUCAUCUGUGUGUGUGUGUGGAUGUUCAUGUCCAGUGUUUGGUUGAACGUGUUCAUCAUUCUGAAAGCCAUCAGCAUGAAGAUCAGACGUGUGACUUAG